GUUCCCGAAAUCCGCAAGCUCAGAAUGCUAUCUUCGUAGAAUCGUAGCUAUCGCACUUAAUUCUUCGCGUCGCAUUUCAGGUGGACGGGCAACGAUGCUCGUAGGCCUUGCUCCAGAACCUAUACUAUGGCGGUAGCGCGAGGGCUGAUCCGUCAGAAGCUCUGCGCAGCACCUAUCAUCGCCGUCAGACACGCACCAGCCUUCGCUCCUCUGGGAGCACGGUUCGCCUCGAGCUCCCCCGGGCCAAAACGCUUGCGACCCAGCGAUGCAGACAAUUUCUACAAUGACAGAACGGGCGACCUGAUGACGACCCCCGAGAACAAGGCGUGGUUCGAAAAGUACCCGUCGAUUCAUCACGACAAUGGCAUUGCAUCGCCGUUGCGCAUGAACAACGAGGAGAAGGGCGUCAUGAUCGAUUAUCGCGUGACGCUGCGGUUCACCCCGAAGCACCUGAUCCAUCCGUACCAGCUUGGAUUUCUGGACCCAAAAGGCCACCCCAAGGCGUUGGCGCAGCGACUACGAUACGCCGAGAAGACGCUGAAGGAGCCGCUGUGGAUAGUCUGCACUGGCUACGGCCAAGUCAUCCCGGUUGUCAAGAGCAUGGCAAAGAGGCGCGUACACGCUGCGAUCUGUGCCGCCCUACAGAGAAGGGGAUACGAUGCCCAUGGCAAGAAGGCAGAUGGGAAGCACAUCAGGGGGACAUUGUGGCUGACCCUCAAGGAGCCCUUGAGGACAGUUGAUCGACGAAACCUGGAUGAAUUCGGAGAAAGGGCCGUGGACAUGCUGUUGCGAGGGCUGGACCAGGGCUCCCAGCAACGUUCGAUGCCAACGCACCAAAGAAAACCAGCACCGAAACAGCGAAAGACGCAAAAUAGGAAGACGCAGGAUCCGUUUGAGAUGAAAUUUGGGCAUGCAAGGCGGGAUCAUUGAGCAUGGUGUGUACAUGUAGAAUCAUUGUAUUCCAGGUUACAUUAGUGUAUCACUCGGCAUUCAGAUAGAGCAUAUAGCGUAGCGGCGCAAGCAUGUCAUGUAUAUCUACUAACGUUAGACUUGAAAGAAUUAAAAGCUA
Emericellopsis atlantica is the source of this 1069-nucleotide messenger RNA. RefSeq lists its product as uncharacterized. The record is from RefSeq and is a predicted model, not a curated record. Bases 127 to 930 code for a protein of 267 amino acids. Lineage: Eukaryota; Fungi; Ascomycota; Sordariomycetes; Hypocreales; Bionectriaceae. The transcript has a single exon.